GAAUCAUGUUUGGAGGCCCCACCUCAAAUCACAGGAGAGGAAGACGAAAGAGUCUUGAAAACCACUAAGGGAAGGGAAGUGCUAAGGGCCUGGUGGGAAGAGGGGAUGUGGUAUAACAGGGAAACCACUAGGGUAUGGAAGCAGAGCUGGAACAACAAACAAAGGACACAUCACACUGUGAGGGCAGUGGCCUGCAGGGUGGAUACUACAUAAAGAGAGGACACCUCAAAGUCACCUCUGGCUGAUGAGGAAACAAUGGAGAAAACUUACAACCCCUGCCCCAUUCAAAAUGAACAGGAACAGGAGGUAAAGGUGUGGACUAUUCACUUCUUCCACUUCCCAGGCCCUCUCACUGCACAUGUAUAUCCGCCCGGCCAGAGACCCUUUCCCGACAGAAUGAAGGCAGUGCACUUUUGCCAAGGCAGAUUCCAGAAGAGCAGAUCCUGAGACCCUGAGGUGUUCCCUCCAUCUUUGGAACGCGCUAGUAAUUCAUUGGUAACAGGAAACUAUGAGGGAUCCCGUGAGUAGCCAGUACAGCUCCUUUCUCUUCUGGAGGAUGCCCAUUCCGGAAUUGGAUCUGUCUGAGCUGGAAGGCCUGGGUCUGUCCAAUAUACCCACCUACAAGAGCAAGGACAGCAGCGCGGGCAAAAUGACUGGGCAAGCAACUGGAGCAGAGCUGGAGAAAAACCCUGAAGGUGAUCUCCUCCCUGAGUACAGCACCUUCAACUUCUGGAGAGCUCCCAUCGCCAGCAUCCACUCCUUUGAACUGGACUUGCUCUAAGGCCAAGACUUCUCUCUCCCACCACCUUGCCCUACUCGUCGUCUUCCCUUUCCACCUCCUUCCUUCUAUCCCUUACCAUUUUAAUCUUGUUCGCUUCCCUCUGUUGUGUUGGUGGUGCUGAUGAAUUUGCCUGCUGAGUUGUAUGUAUGUAUGUAUGUACGUAGGUAUGUAUUUAUUCAUCUCUUUAUCUAUUUACUCCAUUUCUUUCAAAAGCCCUCAAGCCACAAAAUAGGGGCUCAAGCAAUGGCAUAUUGGGUGCCAGGGGCUUCACCACACUCCCACCCUGGGAUCGUCAACUUCAGAAAGUAGUCCUUAUGGGGCUCCAAGGGGUCGUAAAUAGUGCAAAAUGGAAGGCUGAUUUUUUUGAAAUUCCAUUUUAAUCAGCUUCAAAGAUUGCUCAAACCUUCCUAAUUUUUUGCUCCAGGCCAGUAAACAUAAAUAAUUCUUAAAGGGUUCACAAAAAUCUUGCAAGUUUUAAUUUGAGAUGACUUGCCACAAAACAAGAUUUCUAAAAGGCUAAGAUGAUAGGACUCUUGCUUUUUCAAUUCUGUUCCUUUUUGUAACACAUUCUUUUCCCCCAGAGAAAUUGGGGUACUCACAGGUACAAUGCAAGAGGAAACAGUAUCUCAUGGAAAAUGAAAAUAGGGGAAAGUAUUAAAUCAUUUCAGAAAUAGCGAAGGUUUUUCUUUUUCAAGAGUAUACCUUUAGCCUAGUCACUUUACAACUUGCUCCUGUCUGGGUCGAAAACUUGCUGCGAAAAAUCAGAUUUCAAAUCUUAAGAAUCUUGCUGACUGCUGGGAUAAUUUGUAAGGUUUUGAUUAAGUCUUCUAAAGGGGAUAGUGUUUGGUCUUUAGUAUUUUAGUCUCGCCCUCCUGCAUUUGCAAUAGAUAAUACUGAUCAGCGGACCUCAGGCCCAGUUCUUCGACUACUUUAAGACUAUGAAAUGAACAGUUGCCAUUUGACCCUACAACUUGUCCCCACCUCUUGCAAAAUUAUUGCUGAUUUGUGCUGCCAUUUACUUAUUUAAUAAAGACACUCAGUCCCAGAA
This is a messenger RNA of Chinchilla lanigera (long-tailed chinchilla), 1829 nucleotides long. RefSeq names its product myeloid/lymphoid or mixed-lineage leukemia; translocated to, 11 (gene Mllt11). The transcript has 3 exons. Gene Ontology annotation, cellular component: nucleoplasm; cytosol. The record is from RefSeq and is a predicted model, not a curated record. Lineage: Eukaryota; Metazoa; Chordata; Mammalia; Rodentia; Chinchillidae. Gene Ontology annotation, biological process: positive regulation of release of cytochrome c from mitochondria; positive regulation of DNA-templated transcription; apoptotic signaling pathway. Bases 509 to 781 code for a protein of 90 amino acids.